Messenger RNA from Odontomachus brunneus, 1424 nucleotides. Its product is annotated as elongation of very long chain fatty acids protein 1-like. Gene Ontology annotation, biological process: fatty acid elongation, monounsaturated fatty acid; fatty acid elongation, polyunsaturated fatty acid; fatty acid elongation, saturated fatty acid. Gene Ontology annotation, molecular function: fatty acid elongase activity. The transcript has 4 exons. NCBI's taxonomy places the organism in Eukaryota, Metazoa, Arthropoda, Insecta, Hymenoptera, Formicidae. The record is from RefSeq and is a predicted model, not a curated record. Gene Ontology annotation, cellular component: endoplasmic reticulum membrane. The coding region runs from base 162 to 944 and encodes 260 amino acids.
AUAUAAAAACGAAUAAUUGUGUAGAAUUCUUCUAUUGCCAUUCUGACAUGUCGGUAUAAUCAUUUCGCUUAUAGAACGUUGUUAAUUAGAUCCACAGUUGACUAGUUGUAGCAAAAACAAUUAUCGACGACAUAAGAUCAUCGACGACAUAGUUGUUUACCAUGGAUUCCUUCCUGAAUUCUAGCAAUUUGCUGCUUGUUGAUCCACGAUUAGCCGAUUACCCACUAGUUGAGUCCAUAUAUAAGAUGCCAUUGAUAAUAUUCGCGUACAUGUAUUUCGUACUUGUGUGUGGACCUCGAUUCAUGAAGAACAGGCUACCAUACUCAUUGAAGACAUUCAUACAAAUAUACAAUGUUGUGCAGUUUGUGGCGAACCUUUGGUUGGUAUACAGCUUCUGGGAAGCAGGCUAUAUACUAAAAAAUCUCUUUUGCCCCAUAACUUUAGACUAUAGCAGAAGUCCCCUUGCAAUGAAGGGUAUUAAUAUCGCAAUGGGCUUCUUUUGGUUGAAAUUGCUGGAUUACGUCGAAACGGUCAUAUUCGUGUUAAGGAAAAAGAAUAAUCAAGUGUCCGGUUUGCAUGUAUAUCAUCACGUGAGCACCUCGUUAAUUGCAUGGUGCAGCCUAAGAUAUUACUGCGUUGGUCCCACGGUGUUCAUAUGCAUAAUUAACAGUGCCGUACACGUGAUAAUGUACCUCUAUUAUUUUCUAGCAGCGUGUGGACCGGAUAUUCAAAAAAAUAUUACACCUUUAAAACGAUGUAUAACUAUAGUGCAAAUGGUGCAAUUUUUGUUCCUAAUGUUGUACUUGUCGCAGAAUUUUAUCACAUAUUGCAAAGUCGUUUCACACUGGAGUAUCAUACUCUUCUUACAAAACUUACUGUUAAAUUUGUAUCUAUUCUAUAACUUUUAUCAAAAAACAUAUGUAAAACCCCAGAAAAUGCAAUAGAUUGUGAAGAGCCAUAUAUUGUAUUAAUAUAAACCGAAAUAAUAGAAAGCUUCUCGAAUAGAUUAACUAACAUUGAGAUUUGAAACGGCACAUAAGGAGCAAGCACGGAUGUCUUGGUGCUAUUAAAUACUAAUAUUACUUUUUAAUAUUAAUAUGAUUGUGGGAGGAUAAAAUUGUCAUAUACAUGAAUGAUAAUAAAAUUGUCAUAUACAUGUAUGUUAAUAAAAUUGUAAUAUACAUGUAUGUUAUAUCAAUAAAGAACUAGCGUGUGUUUUUACGUACACAUAUAAAAUAUAUAUUUAUAAAUAAGAAUAUGCACGUAGAAAAUUGCAUGAUAUCUAAUUGGGAUUCAGUUCGAUCUUCCGAAAAAAAAUUAUGUACUUUGAUUCGAAAAUCCAUGUAGUAGUAUUAGAAGAAUAAUUAGAAAUGUAAUAUUUUAAACAUACUAUUUUAAAUAAGAAAUCUAAAUAUUCUCAAAGA